ACUACACUUCUAGACUCUAGUCAGUUCUCACAACCAUCAACAUGAGAGAAAUCGUUCAUAUGCAAACUGGUCAAUGUGGUAAUCAGAUCGGAGCUAAGUUCUGGGAAGUGAUCUCUGAUGAACAUGGUAUUGACCCAACUGGAACUUACCACGGUGAUUCUGAUCUUCAGUUGGAGAGAAUCAACGUUUAUUAUAAUGAAGCUACCGGUGGUAAAUAUGUACCCAGAGCUGUUCUCGUCGACUUGGAACCUGGUACCAUGGAUUCUGUAAGAUCGGGGCCCUUUGGUCAGAUCUUCCGUCCAGAUAACUUUGUCUUCGGACAAUCUGGUGCCGGUAAUAACUGGGCUAAAGGUCAUUACACAGAAGGUGCAGAAUUGGUAGAUUCAGUUCUUGAUGUUGUCCGUAAAGAAGCUGAAAGUUGUGAUUGUCUACAAGGAUUCCAGUUGACCCAUUCUCUGGGUGGUGGAACUGGUUCUGGUAUGGGAACUCUCCUCAUCAGUAAAAUCCGUGAAGAAUAUCCAGAUAGAAUUAUGAACACCUUCUCUGUUUGUCCUUCACCAAAGGUAUCUGAUACUGUUGUGGAACCUUACAACGCCACCCUCUCAGUUCAUCAACUGGUAGAAAAUACAGACGAGACUUACUGUAUUGAUAAUGAGGCUCUAUAUGAUAUCUGUUUCCGUACCCUCAAACUGACCACACCCACUUACGGUGACCUAAACCAUCUGGUAUCAGCCACAAUGUCUGGAGUUACCACCUGUCUCCGAUUCCCUGGUCAACUCAACGCCGAUCUCAGAAAACUCGCUGUCAACAUGGUACCUUUCCCACGUCUUCAUUUCUUUAUGCCAGGAUUUGCUCCUCUCACCUCUCGAGGUUCCCAGCAAUACCGAGCUCUGACUGUACCCGAACUCACCCAACAGAUGUUCGAUGCCAAGAACAUGAUGGCUGCCUGUGAUCCUCGUCAUGGUCGUUAUCUGACAGUAGCUGCCAUGUUCAGAGGUCGUAUGUCCAUGAAAGAGGUAGACGAACAGAUGUUGAAUGUUCAGAAUAAGAACAGCAGCUACUUUGUUGAGUGGAUUCCAAACAAUGUUAAAACUGCUGUUUGUGACAUUCCACCAAGAGGUCUGAAGAUGUCUGGAACAUUUAUUGGUAAUACGACAGCCAUUCAGGAACUAUUUAAGAGAAUCUCUGAACAGUUUACAGCUAUGUUCAGAAGAAAGGCUUUCCUUCAUUGGUAUACUGGUGAAGGUAUGGAUGAAAUGGAAUUUACUGAAGCUGAAUCCAACAUGAAUGAUCUGGUAUCUGAAUAUCAACAGUACCAGGAUGCUACAGCUGAAGAGGAGGGAGAAUUUGAUGAAGAAGAAGGGGAACAAGAUGAAGCUUAAACAAAACGUAAAAUUUAAUUUAUGUAUACAAACAGUAUAUCUAUAUAUUUAUUAAACCUGUUAUUUCAAAACUUAUUGUUGAUAUUUUCUUAGUACAUGGAGCUUUGCGUUCUGCUCUCAGUACAUCAAAAGACUUUGAAAAAAUCCGAUUCAUAUCUUACUGUUAGAGAGUUUGGCGAACUGCAAAAUGACCGCCAUAUUUGUUAUAAAAGGACCAACGCGAAGUUAUUCGCUUAUACAUAAUAAGUCAGACAGAGACUUAUUCGGAUUUAUUAAACUAAAUUUCAAGUUAUUUGGGAUUUUUUUUUCUUUUGAAUCUAUUGCAAUUAACCAUUUACAAAACAAACGUAAAUUUAUGCAUUCACUUUGAAGACUUUCUCAAUAUAUGACUGCUGUUCACGAUUUCAGUUUGGUUUGGAACAAAUUUAGCCGGAUAUCAUCAACUAGUUCAAUGUGAGCCAAUGUACCUCCAAUUGUUCUCCCACUUUAUUUCUCGUAUAAUUAAAAAUAUUAUUUUUAUAAGUUUUUGCAGCAAAAUAUGUGUCAGAAUGCAUCAAAUCAAUUCUGUUUUUCAAAAAUAAUUCAUUGGAGAACUUUCUAAAACGAUUUAUGGAAGGAUAGCGCCUAUACACUCCACCGAACUGUCGGGUUUUGUCGGACAGUCAGCUGGUGUUGAGACAUAAAAGUUUUACCCUGUUUUGUGGAAAUUUUCCGCACCCCG
Messenger RNA from Lottia gigantea (owl limpet), 2103 nucleotides. RefSeq lists its product as hypothetical. The coding region runs from base 42 to 1382 and encodes 446 amino acids. The record is from RefSeq and is a predicted model, not a curated record. Gene Ontology annotation, biological process: mitotic cell cycle; microtubule cytoskeleton organization. Gene Ontology annotation, cellular component: microtubule; cytoplasm. Lineage: Eukaryota; Metazoa; Mollusca; Gastropoda; Lottiidae. The transcript has 3 exons. Gene Ontology annotation, molecular function: GTPase activity; GTP binding; structural constituent of cytoskeleton.